Molecule: messenger RNA, 354 nt
Organism: Loa loa (African eye worm)
Lineage: Eukaryota; Metazoa; Nematoda; Chromadorea; Rhabditida; Onchocercidae
Exons: 2
Coding region: 1-354 (117 amino acids)
Source: RefSeq, a predicted model, not a curated record
AUGAUUACAAUAUGCAGCGAAGAAGUAUUAAAGCUUCAGCUUUUCACUGAUGGAUCGCUGUUUCAAAACUUACAUUUAAACAAAUACGGAAAACGCUUUGUGAACAAACAUUUUUCGAUGGAAACUACCGAACGAUUUUUCGCAGUAAUGAGUAACGAGGGAGGGAAUCUGAAAUUUGAAACUAUGAAGGAUUAUCUCUCUAAAAUCCAAUUUGAUCGAGUAGAACGACAAAUUAACAAGGCCUCUAAUUUCCUGAUAAUCCUUUCAAAUAAAUCUGUGCUAAAAAAUCACAAUGUAAAAGCACUGAUAUGGACAUAUCUGUGUAAACUGAAAAACAAAAAAAAAACUAAAUAG